AUGCCCCCCUUCACCCCCCUGUGGUCCGCUAUCCGCAGCUACUCCAAUGGCCCGGCCAAGUCGCGCCUCGGGAAGACGCUGAGUCUGGAUCAUUUCCUCCAGCGCUCCCGCGCCCUGUCCCUCUACCGCGAAAUCCUGCGCGGCACACAACGCAUCGCGGACCCGACCACCCGCGCCGAAUCCCGCCGCUACGCCCGUGAUGAGUUUGAGCGUCACAGAGACGUGACGGAUAUUAACCACAUCCGCUACCUCAUCUCAACCGGCAAAACAGAGUUCCAGGGCAUGGAGCGAUACAUUGACGGAAUGUAG
This is a messenger RNA of Colletotrichum siamense, 309 nucleotides long. RefSeq names its product LYR motif-containing protein 2 (gene Lyrm2). NCBI's taxonomy places the organism in Eukaryota, Fungi, Ascomycota, Sordariomycetes, Glomerellales, Glomerellaceae. Gene Ontology annotation, cellular component: mitochondrion. The record is from RefSeq and is a predicted model, not a curated record. Bases 1 to 309 code for a protein of 102 amino acids. The transcript is spliced from 3 exons.